This is a messenger RNA of Trypanosoma rangeli, 1779 nucleotides long. RefSeq lists its product as uncharacterized. NCBI's taxonomy places the organism in Eukaryota, Euglenozoa, Kinetoplastea, Trypanosomatida, Trypanosomatidae. Bases 1 to 1779 code for a protein of 592 amino acids. The record is from RefSeq and is a predicted model, not a curated record. The transcript has a single exon.
AUGGAGGAUGUGACACCACAGCUAGGUUGGCGGAAAGAGGAGGCGUUAAAUCCAAGAGGAGACUUUGGUCUUGAUCGAAAUUCCUUUUUCGGCGAUAAAGAUGAGAAUAAUGAACAUAACAAGUUGCACAUAAAACGUUGGAAGGGCUGUGCCUGCGACGGGUUUGCUAAUAACCGCUCUUUCAUUCGAUUGAAGCAAGGGCUGGUGGGUGUGGCAACAUGCCUUGACACGCUUUCGCGUAUCACUGUGCAGCAAAAGCUACUUUUAGGACUCUCAAUUGAGGAUUCAGUGCCGGAAAUAUUGUUAGGAGGUGAAGAAUCUUACUUAGGAAGUGAGUUGAGUACAGAACCGAAAUUUAGCUGCACAACAACGGCUUUUUCAAAACAGAGAACUUCAACUUCUGAAGCCUCGACGUGUACAACACUGGAUGAUCCCAGAUUGAGAGAUGGAGAAAUGCGGGUUGAUGCCACUGAUCCGAGUGGGUCUGCAAUAAUAGGUGGAUCAAUAAGGCAUGUUACUGAUUCGGAAUCUCUUGAAGUUACACAAGAAGUUAUUGUUUCUGAAAGAGACUGCCUUUCUCGACUGUUGGUUGAAGCGGAGGAGGAGAUGAACGAUUUGAAGUAUACAUAUGAACAAAGAAUUUGUCAGCUUCAAGGCGAGCUUAAGAGUUAUCAAGGUAUGGUGGUUCAGCUUCGUGAUAUGGAGAAUGCUCGUCAUCUGGAAUCCCUAUCUGCAGCAGAGAAGAUUGCCCGAUAUGAGGAGGAAUUACUGACCUUGUGCAAGCUACUUGUGCUCUCUACAGAGAAGGAAUUUUCCUUAUCAGCCAAAAAAGAGUCCGUGGAGGGUAUUUAUGGGGCGCAGCUUCAAUGCCUCGAGGAUGCGCUGGUGGUUGCGGCAAGGAUGAAUACUGUUUUGCUGGAAAAUGCAGAGAGGCGCGAUUUGGCAUAUUGUGUCGCGGUAAAGGAGAUAGACAAUCUCAGGGGAAAAUUGAUGGAGUCAAGGGAUGAGGUAAAACAAGAGAAAGAAAUGUACGAGGAUAAGAUGAGAGCAAUGGAACGUGAAGUACUGUUCUUAAGGCCUUUUAAGGAACGUGUUGAUAUAGUUGAGGAAAAGUUGCGGAGGUGCGCCCAACACGAGAAAUUAGUGGUGAAAUAUGAGGAAGAACUACAGCAACUUCGAUCGUCUUUGAGAGAGGCGGAGAAACUUGUCCUUACUCUCAAACGGGAGUAUGCAGCACUUUCUGCUGGUUUGAAUCAAACUGGGACGAGUGACGGAGGUGUUUUUGCUCUGUCUAAUGUCACCGUACAAACUGAUCUUAACGUAGGCUCCUCGGGUAAGGUCGAGGUUGCCGAAAGUCCCUCACACAUGAGGAGCUUAACUUGCGAAAUUGGACGUCUGAAACAAGAGUGCCGCGCGUACCGUGAUGCGUCGGAGACCUUGAAGGAGGACCACAGUAUUGGAACGCAUUUUUUAACAGCAAAGCUCUUGAAGGCGGAGUCGGGCCAGUUGGCAUAUCCGUUGCAGAAGGAUUCACAGGCGCUGCGGCAAGAGUCUCAAGCAAUGAAUGAAACGACCACACAGGCAGUACCGGGCAAUGGUAAUACCAUGAGUUUGCUGGGGGAUAAAAAGGGAGGGGGCAGGGUGGGUGAAACCUCCGGGUUACGGCCUCCGUUUCCUGUAGAAUUUCCUUUCCGCAUGAAGGAUAGACAUGGGUAUGUCGAGAAGUGGACCUUGCCCGAUGCUGGCGUCGUGAGGCCGCAAGUAAAAGGUGUCUCCUAG